Messenger RNA from Jatropha curcas, 1593 nucleotides. RefSeq names its product RmlC-like cupins superfamily protein. The record is from RefSeq and is a predicted model, not a curated record. Lineage: Eukaryota; Viridiplantae; Streptophyta; Magnoliopsida; Malpighiales; Euphorbiaceae.
CAAAAACUCUUCCUUAGUGUCAGACCCCAACAAACUUCCUAAAGGAAAAAAAAAAAUCUAUCUUUUUUUCUUUUUCUAUUUUUUUGUCUUCUAAUUUUUCCCCCCCAAUCCCUUUGCUAUAUAUAUCCAAUAUAGUUUAUAAACCUAAAGCAUAGGACAAGUACCCAACAGAAGCUAUAUUUAUAUAUAGAGAGAAAGAGUUAGUUUUCCUUUAUUUUAUAUGAGAAGGGCCAUUUACAACAACAAGAAGCUUCUGUUCAACUUAUACCCAACAACAACUACUACCAAGAACGGCAACAACAAUAUCAAAGUUCUUUCCUUUAUCAGAAAUAUCAUGUCUGAUCAAUCUGAUCAAGCUUUCAAUAGACCAAGAAUGGUCAUCAAGAAAGUUCUGGCCAAGCCUCAACAUGAAGGUGAUGGUGCUGUUGUUAGAAGAGGCAUUGGAAGGAGUGAAUUGAGGUCCUUGGACCCUUUUCUUAUGUUGGAUCAUUUUUCAGUGGCUGCUCCUGCUGGAUUUCCUGAUCAUCCUCACAGAGGUUUUGAGACCGUUACAUACAUGCUUCAGGGAGGCAUUACUCAUCAAGAUUUUGCAGGACAUAAGGGUACUAUCCACACUGGAGAUGUGCAGUGGAUGACAGCAGGAAGAGGGAUAAUCCACUCAGAAAUGCCUGCAGGAGAAGGAACACAAAAGGGCUUACAGCUCUGGAUAAAUCUAUCUUCUCAAGACAAAAUGAUUGAACCAAGGUAUCAAGAACUUUUAAGUGAAGAUAUAAAAAGGGCAGAAAAAGAUGGUGCUGAAGUGCGAAUUAUAGCAGGAGAAUCAAUGGGAGUUACAUCUCCAGUUUACACCCGAACACCGGCAAUGUUCUUGGAUUUUACACUAAAACCUAGAGCUCAACUGCAUCAAAGCAUUCCAGAAUCAUGGAAUGCAUUUGUUUAUAUUAUUGAAGGUGAAGGAACAUUUGGUAUCCGAAACUCUUCCCCUGCAACUGCUCACCAUGUUCUAGUUUUAGAUUCUGGAGAUGGUUUAAGCGUGUGGAAUAAGUCCUCAAAGCCAUUAAGGUUCGUGUUAAUUGCAGGGCAGCCAAUUAAUGAACCAGUGGUUCAACAUGGUCCUUUUGUGAUGAACACACAAGCUGAAAUUGAACAAACUAUUGAAGAUUAUCACUAUUGCAAAAAUGGAUUUGAAAUGGGCAAGUAUUGGAGAUCUCAAUAAGUGGAUUAAAGAAAGCUUUCAAAUCAUGAGAGCUCAUUUCAACCAUUAAAAGAGAAAAAAAAAGAAAGUUUCAAGAAAUAAAGGGAUAUUUUUCUUUUUAUCUUCACCCCUGUCUCUAUCAAUCAAUAUCUCUGACAGAGCAAUCAAAUGGAAGUUGAAAAGGAAGUUAUGCUUUACUGAUUGGAGCAAGAACUUCUAGAAGAUCUUAAGUGCAGCUGGAGAUGUUAAAUAUGGCUAUCAAAUCUUUCUUUCUUUUUUGUUUCCUUCCCCAACUAUAUAUCUCGUGGUAGUUGAUGAUUAAAUUAUUAAUUAUUACUAUUGUUUCUGUUUUUGCCCUUUCAUUUUUCCCUUGAAAGAUUAUUUGAUAAUUUUGAAUA